UGUAAGCUGUCGACUGCUGUCGGUCGUACAUCGUACAGAGAAUCCGGUUCUUGGCUGCCUAGUUGGUUCCUAACAGUCAAUUAAUGCGCACUGCACGCCAAGUGCGUGGUUUGGCUGUAUCUAUUUUCGCGGAACGUUAUCAGGCUGACGCAUAUCAUACCUCCAGGUGAUAGUGGAUAACAGUUGGUGUAAUAGUUGCGUUGGCAAAAAGUCCUAAUGUGAUUGCAGAAAUGGGGAAAGUAGCACGACCAUUCCGACAAUAUAAACACGCUGCCCUUCGCAAGUUCCGGCAAGCCACCAUUAGAGGAAGUAUUAAAUUCAUAUGUGUGCUCUUAUUUGUGCUUAUUGCGCUGGUGCUCAUCAUACAUAAGGAGCGGGAGCUACCCAGAUUGAAAAAAGUUCUCUACCAACGUUACCAUCGAAAUGAACCAUUCUUCAACGGUAGCCCGCGAAACGUGGACCGGGUUCGGGUCGACUGGCAUGACUAUGCGUACAUGAAGCAAGAAGAGGAAAGAGAAGGCCCGGGAGAGCAUGGGAAACCUUUUAAGUUGCAAAAACUGGAAGACAUCCAGCUGGACAAGAAAUUGUUCAAAGAGAAUGGUUAUUCAGCGGUGAUUAGCGACAUGAUUGCUCUGAACCGCUCGGUGCCAGACAUCAGACAUCCACUAUGUCGCAAAAAACGCUACCUCAAAGAAUUACCAACAGUCAGCGUGGUUGUUAUUUUCUACAAUGAGCACUUCAGCACGUUGUUGCGUACUGUUUACAGUGUGCUUAAUCGGUCUCCGCCCCAGCUACUGAAGGAAAUCGUUUUGAUUAACGAUCACAGCACGAAGGAGUUUUUGUGGAAACAGUUGGAUGAUUUCGUACAGAGCAAAUUGGCACCAAAGGUGAAGCUGAUCAAUUUGCCCGAACGAUCUGGGUUGAUCAAAGCACGGUUGGCCGGGGCGAAGGCCGCCACUGGAGAUGUGAUUAUCGUACUGGACUCGCACACCGAGGUCAAUGUGAACUGGCUUCCUCCUUUAAUCGAACCAAUUGCCGAGGAUUAUCGAACAUGCGUUUGUCCGUUUAUCGACGGCAUAGUCUAUGACACCUUUGAAUAUCGUGGUCAAGGCGAGGGAAGGCGGGGUGCCUUCGAUUGGAAGUUUUUGUACAAGCAAUUGCCUCUACGGCCAGGCGAUCAGCUGGAUCCAACAGAGCCCUUUUCAAGCCCCAUCAUGGCUGGAGGAUUGUUUGCCAUCAGUGCGAAGUUUUUCUGGGAGAUCGGUGGAUACGAUGAAGAGCUGGACAUUUGGGGUGGAGAGCAGUACGAGCUCAGCUUCAAGAUUUGGCAAUGUGGCGGCAAAAUGGUUGAUGCACCGUGCUCUCGCGUUGGGCAUGUGUACCGCGGGUAUGCACCGUUCCCAAAUCCCAGAGGAAAGAAUUUUGUUAUCCGGAACUUCAAAAGGGUAGCAGAAGUGUGGAUGGAUGAAUAUAAGCAGUUCCUGUACGAAAGAAAUCCUGAGUUUGACAAAACUGAUGCGGGCGAUCUGACGGAACGGAAAGCUUUGAGAGAGAAGCUACAGUGCAAACCUUUCAGAUGGUUUUUGGAAGAGGUUGCUCCAGAUAUUCUAUUGAAAUACCCCACGCGCGAUCCAAGUCCAUUCGCUUCGGGAACAGUGCGAAGUUUGGCUAACCCGAAGUUGUGUUUGGAUUCAAUUAAUCAUGGUGAAAAGGAGCCAGUUGGACUAUUCGAAUGCGCUGCAAAUAAGACCCAUCCGCAGCAAAACCAACGUUUAAUAUUGUCUUACUUCCGCGAUAUUCGAAUCGCCAGCGUUGAUAAAUGCCUGGACGCCGAGGGCAUUGGUGCUGAAGUGAUCAUGUAUAAUUGCCACGAAUCUCAGGGCAAUCAGCUUUUUAAAUACGACAUCGAAAACCAAGCUAUUAUACACGGAAUGCCCGAGUGGAAUCAGUGCCUCGAUCUCGUGGGACGGAAAGUAAUAAUUUCAGUGUGUGAUCACAGGAAGAAGACACAACGGUGGGAGUGGGGUUUUGUGAAUGAGACGAACUUGAAUAAUUGGAAAUCAUAUGGGUCAGAACUUCUGCCUUAGUUCUUGUUUUUCAGGUUAUUUUUUUCUGUGAAUUUUGAAAGUUUUACUAUUAUAACUCUUUUAUGUUACCUAAGUUUUUGAUUUAAUUUUAAAAACCGUAUUCCGAUUAAAAAGAUUAUUCAGAUUAAUAUCCACAUGU
This is a messenger RNA of Armigeres subalbatus, 2226 nucleotides long. RefSeq names its product N-acetylgalactosaminyltransferase 4-like. Gene Ontology annotation, molecular function: polypeptide N-acetylgalactosaminyltransferase activity. The coding region runs from base 231 to 2087 and encodes 618 amino acids. The transcript is spliced from 5 exons. The record is from RefSeq and is a predicted model, not a curated record. Lineage: Eukaryota; Metazoa; Arthropoda; Insecta; Diptera; Culicidae. Gene Ontology annotation, cellular component: Golgi apparatus. Gene Ontology annotation, biological process: protein O-linked glycosylation.